UCUUCCCAUUUGGAGCACGGAGCUCGAGCAUCAACAACAACCCACACCACGCACAUCAACACAACAAGCCACACCCACCCACCGCUCACCAGCUAGCAACCACCUCGAUCGCGCAGAGGCCGGCCGGAAGCUCAGCCGCGAAUUCUGUAAGCAACCAACAAGGCGAAGUCUUGGGGUUCCUCGCCGCCUCGGUCAAGAUUCAAGAAGAGAUGGAGAAGGCAGGACACGAGCAUGUGAUCGGCAUCCCGGUGAACAACAGGGCCUUCGGCAUUGAGGAGCCGGAUUUCCCCAGCAAUGGCGCCGCCAAGAACGCAGCCGCCGCGGGCGGACGGGCUGCAAAGUUCGGCGGCCGGACCGGGGACAGGGUCGCCCAAGGCCUGAAAGAACAUGUGACUCUGGGGCCAAAGCUGUACGAGACCGUGAAGGGCAAGCUGUCGCUGGGAGCAAGGAUCCUGCAGGCCGGCGGCGUGGAGAAGGUGUUCCGGCGGUGGUUCUCCGCCGACAAGGGCGAGAAGCUCCUCAGGGCCUCGCAGUGCUACCUGUCGACCACGGCCGGGCCGAUCGCGGGGAUGCUCUUCGUGUCCACGGAGCGGAUCGCGUUCCGGAGCGACCGCUCGCUGGCGCUGACCUCUCCCCAGGGCGGCGGCACGGUGGUGCGGGUGCCGUACAAGGUGGCCAUCCCGCUGGCGAGGGUCAAGACGGCCAAGCCGAGCGAGAACAAGGACCGGCCGGAGCAGAAGUACGUGCAGGUCGUGACCGACGACGGCUUCGAGUUCUGGUUCAUGGGAUUCGUCAGGUACCAGGUGUCCCUGCAGGAGCUGGAGAAGGCCAUCGCGCAGUCGCAGUCGCAGUCGCAAUGACCUGACGCGAACGAACGUCUCCGCCGGCUCCCGUUCGGCCGGCCGGGCGUUGUGCUUGUGCUCUACUGCUUCAUCUGUGUGCAUAUGUAGUAGGGUUCAGUUUCCUUGAUGGAUUGCUUGGCGGCGUUUUUGGCAUUGAAGCAAGUCCGGUAUACCGAAUAUAGGAGAAAAUUUAUUAUAGAUUACGUAAUUGGUGAUGUUGAGUAAAUCUGUGCUGGUCCACGGUAAAAGUGGCUCAUAUGAGGUUUACAUAUGGAAUGAAAAACACGAAGUGUUUGUGCAACACCUAGAUUGUGAACUGAAUUAUGAUCCCAUCUUUUCAUUUGUGGCAA
Messenger RNA from Sorghum bicolor (sorghum), 1192 nucleotides. Its product is annotated as GEM-like protein 4. NCBI's taxonomy places the organism in Eukaryota, Viridiplantae, Streptophyta, Magnoliopsida, Poales, Poaceae. The coding region runs from base 210 to 860 and encodes 216 amino acids. The record is from RefSeq and is a predicted model, not a curated record. The transcript is spliced from 2 exons.